AUGUCGAAGAAAGACGCGAUCCAGCAUCUCCAGGAACAAGGCUUCUUCAAUGUCACUUCGAGUACAAGUACUCUCAAUAACGAGAUCUCACCAAUUUUCGCCCGCAACCGGUUCAUCGGCGUUUCGCAGCACAUGUAUGAUAACAUGAGGCCUGCUCUGCAACUUGCAAGUCGAUUCGUGGGAGACGAACGAGUUCUUGACUAUUUCUGGCAUCAGAUGAGGAGUCGGACACUACCUUCCCAGACCUUCGUAGGAGAUGCCCCGCCCCCGCUAAUUUACGUUUCAAACUAUCGGCUAGUAGAGAAGUCCGUCUUGAUGGCCGAAUGGAGGGAGAAACUGGAUAACCUAACUAGCGUUUUGACUUGGAAGGUGCAAGAAUCCGACCGUACCCCGACAGACAUGGAUUUGGGAUUAACUUUCGCUUUUGAUGAGCUCCGAACAACCUUCUCAGACCACGCGACCAAUGACAAGACUUAUAACGAGGUUUUAAGGCUUUGCAAUUGGCGCGAAGCGGAUAGGAGCGCCAAGGUACGUAACGGUAUGCUGGCUUAUUGCGCCGAUAUGAUGGGCGAGGGCUUGCGGUUUCGACCAGAGAGGGGAGCACCGACAAGUCCCUGCGUGCUCUUGCACUCAUUCUUUCGCAAAGUGCUCGAUCCAGACUCCGAGACAACUGUGACAGAUGAUUCUGGUCCUCCCCCUCCAUCUAGCGUACAGAACCUUGGACCCCAAUUCCUUCUCGCCCACGUCUUGCUUCACGAGUUGGCCCACUGUCUCGACAAGUUUCCGAUUUUCAAGUGCAAUGAUCCCCAAGGUCUAUCGAUGGAAGCUUUUGCUAACGAGGAAGAAGCCAGGAUUUUCGCAUUUCCCGAAUGCGGUCUCUCCUGGGAACGGGCAACUUUCCAAGGCCGUUGCAUCCGUUUCCAUCAAUUCGUCGCUGACCAAAGCAAAAUAGCAAUGAAAUACACAGAUAUCGCUGCCCUUGCCGUCGCGAGUUUCAGCCACAAAGACGAUCGUGGUACUGCUACAUCAUCUACUUUCACCGUUGGCGACAAAACUUACAAGGCCACGACUGACUUCACGAGCUAUGAGAAGGCAUUGAUCCCGUGGCAAUGGAUUUCACACUGGUUCCAGGAGUCGCAUUGGCAUCCCAAUCGGACUCGUGAAGAAGUAUUGGCCCUGCCUUCUCUGGGAUGGAAAAUGUCCUAUGAACUCCCCGCACCAGACGACCCGUCCACGAUCGUCGAUGAGAUUGUGAGAAUCCGAGUGAAAGUGCCUCAUGAGGAUGAGUAG
Alternaria ethzedia is the source of this 1290-nucleotide messenger RNA. RefSeq lists its product as uncharacterized. The transcript is spliced from 2 exons. The coding region runs from base 1 to 1290 and encodes 429 amino acids. The record is from RefSeq and is a predicted model, not a curated record. NCBI's taxonomy places the organism in Eukaryota, Fungi, Ascomycota, Dothideomycetes, Pleosporales, Pleosporaceae.